AUGCCGAGAGGUUCCACGAAUGCACAGUCGUCCGAGGUACAAGCUCUGAAUAACCUGCUCGCGUCUCUCGACCUGCCUUUCACCUUGGAGUCUCCGGAAGAAUUGAUACCUUCUCUUCUGCUUGCAAUACUGGAGUCCAUACUCCGGACUCGCCUCCCCAUCGCAGCGAAUAUACGGGAAUCUCGGACUUUGGCAGAUAAAGUCCAGGCAAUGAAGAUCUUCUUAGGGGUUCUGGAGAACGACAUUAUCGGGGUUGACGUCGGGCUCAGCGACAUGGAUCCCAGAAAACUUGCCGUAGGGGAACAUGAGGAAGUAGUAUUCGUCGGAGAACUCCUGUGCUGGCUGAGCAGAAAGCAUGGUCUAGGGCUGCCAGGUGAAUCUCUGGAUACUAUUCCUGAUGUGCCUCCGAUGCAUUUCAGAGACGCCAGAGUGUAUGAUCGAGCACCAUCUCCAUCUGUGCAUUCUACUAUCACAAGUAGUCCCAAUACGACGUAUUCGUUUCAGACCCACGCCAUACUCUCCGCUGACACGACCGCUAUUGAUCUGACCGGCUCGCCCACGGAUACGUAUGCAUCUACUCUUGCUCGAGGGCGCUCCGAGCGGAGGUGCAGGCCCCGGUGCAUCCACGAAGUCGAUGAUUCUUCAUUCCUCGCAGAGCUCCAUGGGCUCAGACGGCCAGGCCCAAGCAACGAAACUCGGAACGAACCCGAGGACUUCUCGGCUGACGAUUUAUCUGCCUCUUAUUGCGACUGUUCUCAUAAUGUCUCUUCUCAGCAGACCAUCCCUGUUAGGACUGCUGGAUGGCUGGACGAGGUUGAUCCUAACCUUGAACUGGCGUCCUUCGAAUCAAGCAGGAGAAUGCAAGGGCGGGCAGGCCAAUCUUGUCGCUCCCGAGAAGCCUCGACUUCCAUUGCUACGGACCGCUCGAAGGGCGGGUCUACGUCGUAUCCCGUAAUCACGAAGCACAACUCUCCCAACCAGCAUAGGCUUGCACUAUUGAACGAACGAGCCAAGCUCUUGGCGGAACUCGCCACCUUGAAAUCCAGGAAGAAAUAA
Molecule: messenger RNA, 1056 nt
Organism: Gloeophyllum trabeum ATCC 11539
Lineage: Eukaryota; Fungi; Basidiomycota; Agaricomycetes; Gloeophyllales; Gloeophyllaceae
Exons: 2
Coding region: 1-1056 (351 amino acids)
Source: RefSeq, a predicted model, not a curated record